Schizosaccharomyces octosporus yFS286 is the source of this 1845-nucleotide messenger RNA. Its product is annotated as peroxisomal targeting signal receptor Pex5. Gene Ontology annotation, biological process: protein import into peroxisome matrix, docking. Bases 1 to 1845 code for a protein of 614 amino acids. The record is from RefSeq and is a predicted model, not a curated record. Gene Ontology annotation, cellular component: cytosol; peroxisomal membrane. Lineage: Eukaryota; Fungi; Ascomycota; Schizosaccharomycetes; Schizosaccharomycetales; Schizosaccharomycetaceae. Gene Ontology annotation, molecular function: protein binding. The transcript has a single exon.
AUGUCGUUUUCCUCUCAACCUGGAUGUUCCGCAACGUCUAAUCCGGUUCGAAAACUGAACUCGUCCAUACACAACGGGGCUUUGAAAUCAAUCAAUUAUCGUCCCAAGGCUGUAAGCAGCUCACUUCAGUCAUCUAACGUUCCGACAUCUAAUCUUGCAUCUUCUGAAUCCUCUGCAUUUCAACAUUGGAAAGACUUCAGUCAGUCAAUUAGUCAAGACCAACGGGAUUCUCAACUUAAUUUUACCGCAAGAAACUCUCCCUUAAUUCAAAGUUCUUCCUGGUCUGAAGAGUUUUCAGCCUAUAACCAACAAAGUCAAAAAUCCAUACCACAAUGGCAUUUUGAAUUGAAACACCAGUUAUCAUCCCGAAAUAAUAGUAAUACCUUAAAUUCAAAAAAUGAAUUAAUUAAUACUGCGCCCAUUCCUUUCACACCGCAUCAUUUUCCUUUGGCUGCGUCCUCGACUCGCUCAACUAUGGAAACUACUCAAGUUGAUGAAGAUGAGCUUAUGGAACAGUUUAAUAACGCUUCCUUGCAAUCAAGUAUUUCGGAUAAUGACAACUUUAAGCUAAAUACUCAAGCACAAGCUCCAUUGACCUUGGAACACCUUUGGAGAGAAAGGUUGACUAAUCUACGAACAAAUGGCUUUGAUCCAAAGUCACUUGAAGAGUAUCAAACGCGUUGGGAGGAAUUCUAUGAAGAAGCAAAGAUAAAUUUUCCUUAUUUAAUUGAGAAAAACAGACAGCCGAAUAGUUUCAUAACUAAUGAAAAUGCGUCAAACCAAUAUGCGUACUCUGCACCUGAAAAUACACGGGCAUUGGAUACUGCAAAUUUGAACAAAGAAAAUGAUGAGACCAAAGAAGAUACAUCAAUUGAUGAACAGGUUGAUACAAUCGAUUUAAAAAAACUGAAUUCACUACCCUUGAUAGAAAAUGCUUACGAGAAGGCUCAAAAAAUAUUAGAAAGUAACGGCCCGAUUUGCGAAGCCGCCGUUUUACUAGAGAAGUCUGUCUUGCAGAAUCCUUCGCAUUUAGAAAGUUGGCAGUCGCUUGCUUACGUUCAUACAUUGCUAGGUAACGAAAUGCGGGUUGUGGAAGCUCUAUUAGAAACAAAAAGUUUGAGUUCUGAUCACAUCAAUACCGAAAUGGAUUUGGCAGUAGCCUAUGUGAACCAGGGGUCACGGCAAAGUGCUUUAGCAUGUUUACGCGACUGGCUUUAUGCAUCUCACCCUGAAUAUUCUAGCCGUUUUUCCAGUAUAGAGAGCAAGUUUGAAAAAUUGAAUGUUCCCGAUAGUACAAAAGCUGUACAAGCUUGCUUUCUUGACUUGAUAUAUUUAUUAUCAACAUCCAAGAAAGCUGAUGACAAAGCUCAGACCGGGUUGGGAAUUACUAUGUAUCUUCUAGAUGAUUUCUCGAAAGCGGCUGACUGUUUUCAGAAAGCGACCCAAAGCGAUCCUAAAAACUGUGUUUUAUGGAACAAGUUGGGAGCUUCGCUAACAAAUUCAAAACAAGAAGGAAGGGCAUUAAAAGCUUACAAGCGUUCAUUGGAACUACAGCCUCAGUAUGUUCGCACGCGAUCUAACCUUUCGAUAGCAUGCAUCAAUAUGAGCUGUUACGAAGAAGCAGCUGAGCAUAUCCUAAAUGCCAUUAAUAUCGUUCAGGAUAAACAUGGAAUUCUAACUCAUUGUGAAUCUUGCACAGAGCUCUGGGACAUGCUUCGGAAGGUAUUACUUGUGGGGUACCAAAGCAUGAGCUUGGCCUCAUUAGCAAAACCAGGAUCAAGUACGAGUUCAUUAAGAAAUAAAAUAGAAUCCUAUACAGGAGAGGAUGAAUAUUAUGAAGAAUAA